GACGCAUGCGCGGCUCCGCCGGCUGGGUGGGAGCCGCUGCGGUGCCUGCUCGCCCCGCCAUGUCCGAGGCGUAUUUCCCCGUGGGGCCCGGGCUGGGCUUGGAGGAGAACUUCUUGUCGUUGGACGACAUUCUGAUGUCGCAGGAGAAGCUGCCGGGCCGCGCCGAGAGCACCCUGCCGCGCCUGGCCUUCGCGCUGGGCCAGGGGGCCGGCACCGGCGACGCGGUCCCGGAGGGAUCAAAGCUGGAAAUACCUCUGUGGCUUGCUAAAGGUCUCCAUGACAGCAAAAGAAGAAUACUUUCUGUGGAACUGCCAAAGAUUUACAAGGAAGCCUGGAGGACAGUGUUCAGCGCUGAUGCCAAUGUGGUUGAUCUGCAUAAAAUGGGGCCAUACUACUAUGGAUUUGGCUCCCAGCUCCUGAAUUUUGACAAUCCAGAGAAUCCUGAGAUAGCUCAGACUAUCCUGCAGACAUUUAUUAGCCGUUUUCGUCGUAUUAUGGACUCCUCUCAGAAUGCCUAUAAUGAAGACACAUCAGUGCUGGUGGCUCGGCUGGAUGAAUUGGAGCGAGCCUUAUUUCAAGCUGGCCAGAAAGGGCUGAAUGACUUCCAGUGCUGGGAAAAGGGACAGGCUUCUCAAAUCACAGCUUCCAGUCUGGUCCAGAAUUACGGGAAAAGAAAAUUCACGGAUAUGGAUGGUUAAAAGCCUGAAGAACAUCCAAGCUACAGUGGGGGACACAGAGAGAUUUACACUCUUUCACAGAAGAGAAAGAUGAAUCAGCUUUGGGGAAGGACAGGCUCCCUGUCCAUUAAUGGGAAUUUUUCUCUAUAACAUCUCUGGAUUAGGCUAGUGCAAAUUUUAAAGGCAAAUGGCAAGGGUAUAAAAAGUAGAUUGCGUCACAUAACUGUAUAGCUUUACAGCUUACUCAUACCAUUCCUGAGGAUUUGCAGUUAAAGUGUUUACUAGGUGGCUGAAAGGGUAUGAGAGGAUUUUCUAAAAGGGUAAUUAAUAUUUAUUAGUCUUUAUCUUCCAAACUGAUAUUUACAAUAUUGGAUUUGUUUGGGAAAAAGUGUAGUUCUUUGUAUUUCAUCUUGCCCUUCUCAUUCCAACCUCCUUGGAACAGCUGUUUCCAGGUUCCCUGUUCUUUGAAGAGCCCCAGUGAUGUGGAAGAAAAUGUGGUACAAACUGCAUUGCUUUUUUCCCAUUUCUUAUACACUGAGGUGGAACAGAUACUCUUUGUGAGGCAGGAAUGUUUUUAUUUGCUGACUUCUGUACACAGUGUUAGCGCCCUGGAGAUACAGACCUCACCCAUGUAGCAAGUGAAGUGGCUGUGCAGGUCUCAUGUGCCGUCUCAUCCUAUCUCUCCCUUUCAGCUGUGUGGGCUUGAUGCUGCAUGGGGCGGAGAAUGUUCUUGUUUGAUGUGAGUGGCUUUUGCAAUGGAUGUAUCUCUGUGAUGGCUGUUAAGCUCCUCCACUUGUUUUACAGAGGAGGCAACAGAAGGCGACAGAGUUAGUCUGGACCAGAUCAGAAGCAGCAGCUUUAAUGGAAACUCUCCCCCAUUAUCAGCCUCUGAGCCAUCUGUUUUCCCAUGAGAAAUUCUUCUGAUUACUAAAUUUGGUUAGUAGAAGGGACACAGCAAAAGAACUGAGUUUCCUUCCUUCUGAUCCAUCUAAAUGAUCCUAGCAAAAUGAUCCUUAGUAAAUGUCAUUCUUGCCAGUAGGAGUGACUGGAGUUGGAACUUGCCAAACACCCCAGUGGUUGUCAUCCUGUGUGGAUGCCCUUAAACCUAGAUUAUCUGAAGUCCCAUGGGAUGGGAGUCAGAAAACAGAUGGCUGUCUGUGUAGGACGUAGUUCCUGCAGUCAUCAGGAUGGUUGUCCUUUGGAAACAGGUAUUAGACAUCUUAUGGGUGCUUCUAAGCAGCUGUGGAAGGUGGACCUUGCAGAGUAGCUAAGUGGAGGAGCCAGGUUGUAAUGGUGCUGAGCACUUCCUCUUCUGUGGGAAUCAGUGGGAGGUGACAGCAAGACCCAAAUCUUGGAGGAGUUGUUACUGGAUCUGCAGAUGUACCUGAUACUUCAGACUGGAAACCUCAAGUACAAAGGGUGCCUGGUCAUUCCUUGCUCAGAGGAGUGGAAGAUCGGCCUCUGGAGGUGGUGAGAGGGGACAGUGUGCUGGCUUCACAAGCUCCGUGGUGUCUCUGCCUCAGCUGCCCAGGGCCAGCUGUCCUGCCACAGGAGACUAAUUGGAAGCUGUGCCUGACAAAGUAUUUCAAGUAUGUCCAAGAUCAAACGCUGUUGCACUUAAUGACUUAAUAGCACAUAAUAGCCUAUGCAUUUUAAUGAAGUUUUUGUCUAUUGUCCAUUUCCAGGUUUUUAUGUUGAAUAAAUAUUUUGUAAGGGGA
Molecule: messenger RNA, 2395 nt
Organism: Phalacrocorax carbo (great cormorant)
Lineage: Eukaryota; Metazoa; Chordata; Aves; Suliformes; Phalacrocoracidae
Source: RefSeq, a predicted model, not a curated record